GGCAAUUUAUAAUCCACAGAGAACACUAUAAAUGGACAAGUUCUCAACAAGUUCUUUACACAUCCAAAUUAUUUUCUCUCUCAACCAAGAAGAAAUGAACAUGAGUUUGUUCCCCGAGGUUCUCUUAUCAUUACUCGCCACUCUCCUCGUCUACCUCCUCUUCUGCAGGACACGAAGAGGCGGUAUGGUCGUUGUGAACUGGCCGGUUGUUGGUAUGCUCCCAACGAUCAUCGUCAACUACCACCACCUCCUCGAUCACAUUACCUCUAUACUCCGAGAGUUCGAUAACACCAUCAUGUUCAGAGGACCUUGGUUCUGUGGGAUGGACUUUCUGCUGACCUGCAGUCCUGACAACGCUAAUCACAUGUUCAAUCUCCGUUUCUCCAACUAUGGGAAGGGCGAGGAAUUCGCAGAAAUAUUCGAUGUUCUCGGGGAUGGGAUCAUCGUCGCUGAUGGUGACUCGUGGGUGGACCAGAGAAGAAUGGCUCAGGCACACAUGAACACUCCCACAUUCCGCUCCUCUGUAGGCGACUUCACCAUAAACAAGCUGACAAAGGUGCUCCUCCCCCUGUUGAAGGAUAUGGAAGAAUCCCAUAAGGUGGUUGAUCUGAGCGAUGUGCUCAUGAGAUUCACAUUCGACGCCAUUUGCACUUUGGUUCUAGGUGUGGAUCCUGGCUGUCUUGCUCCUGAUUUCCCUAGCAUUCCGUUUGUGACAGCUGUGCACCAAGUCGAGCAGGCUCUGAUAUUCCGGCAUAUAGUGCCAAUGUUCUUCUGGAAGCUGAUGAGGCGACUGAAAGUGGGGAAAGAGAAAAAGAUAGCUGAAGCAACGGAAGUUAUCAAUCAAUUCAUUGAAAAAUGUAUUCAAGAAAAGAAGGAGAGUCAAAAAAUCAAUAAUGGUCGAAUUAUUAGCAACAAAGAGGAGAAAGAGGAAGAAGAAGGGCAUAUCGAUAUAAUAACGUCAUACAUGGAGUACUCCAUCGACGAUAAAUUUCUGCGAGACACACUGCUCACUUACCUGGCUGCAGGCAAGGACACCACGGCAGCUGCACUCAUAUGGAUGUUCUGGCUACUCAACAACAACCCUGACGUCGAGAAAAAGAUCUUGGAAGAACUUAGGAAGCUCAGACUCUCUUCUGAAGCCAACGAUGAAAUAUUUGUGUUCAGAACUGAAGAGAUCGAUGGAUUGAUCUAUUUGCAUGCGGUUUUGUUCGAAACCCUAAGGCUUUAUCCGUCGUUGCCCUUCAAUCAUAAGGCAGCAAAGAAGGGCGACAUGUUGCCCAGUGGCCACAGAGUUAGACCUGGCACGAAGAUUUUCUUCUCGCUGUAUUCGAUGGGUAGAAUGGAGACAAUUUGGGGGGAGGAUUGCUUAGAGUUCAAGCCUGAAAGAUGGAUUACGGAGAAGGGAACACUGAAGCACGAGCCAUCGUACAAGUUCAUCGCAUUUCACUCGGGGCCGAGAUCUUGUUUGGGGAGGAACAUGGGCAUGAUUCAGAUGAAACUGAUGGCUUCUGCGAUGAUAUACAACUUUGAAGUGAGAGUGAUCGAAGGUCAUGUCGCCGAGCCUAAGGCUUCGGUCGUCGUUCUGCCCAAGAAUGGAUUGUUCGUUAAGUUGAAGAAGAGGAAAUCAUGGAAUAUUGGAUGAUUAUCUUCCUAAAAUUAUUAUGUUUCAUUUCUGCAAUGGUUUGUUUUAGUGUUUGAUUGUUGAAUACAGAUAAUGUUGACGUAUGUAGUUUUCCCUUUUUUCCACUUUUCUUCUGUUUGGAAAGAGGAUGGGAAGUCAAGAAAUGUCGUUAAUUUCCUUAAGCAGUAUGCCAAUCUUUUUUUUUCUUU
Messenger RNA from Asparagus officinalis (garden asparagus), 1830 nucleotides. RefSeq names its product alkane hydroxylase MAH1-like. Gene Ontology annotation, molecular function: iron ion binding; heme binding; oxidoreductase activity, acting on paired donors, with incorporation or reduction of molecular oxygen. Bases 32 to 1642 code for a protein of 536 amino acids. The transcript has a single exon. The record is from RefSeq and is a predicted model, not a curated record. Lineage: Eukaryota; Viridiplantae; Streptophyta; Magnoliopsida; Asparagales; Asparagaceae.